Molecule: messenger RNA, 1883 nt
Organism: Corythoichthys intestinalis (scribbled pipefish)
Lineage: Eukaryota; Metazoa; Chordata; Actinopteri; Syngnathiformes; Syngnathidae
Gene: tmem255a
Product: transmembrane protein 255A
Exons: 10
Coding region: 264-1301 (345 amino acids)
Source: RefSeq, a predicted model, not a curated record
GGCAGACUACCAGCGGCCAGACACCUCACCGACACACGGCGAGAACAGUGACCGACAGACGCUCGAGCGGACGCGGGGAUGUGAGUGACUCAGCCGGGGGCGGAGGCAGAGCGUGCUGAGCGGCGGUCCUCGAGCAGACGCGUAAUCCAUUCAAUGACUACGGACAUCCGGCUCGAAGAUUUACAGCGAAUAACGUCGAGACGUCAAGCUUGGCUCGUUCGCUUUGAUUUACGAGCGGCGGGAUCGGGAUCCAUCGUCCGAAAAUGCCUCCCGCGCCGAGCCUGCAGUCCAGCGGGCUGACGCUGUCCGAGAUCAGCAUCGGUUCUUUUAAGAGGAGGAAGAGGAAAUCCAUCAUCGUCACAGUGAUGCUGCUCAUUGUGUCGGUGCUCAUCCUCGUCUUCGGCCUGGCAGCAACGACCAGGACGCAAAACAUCACAGUUGGGGGCUACUACCCGGGCCUCAUUCUGGGCUUUGGCUCUUUCCUGGGAAUCAUCGGCUCCCAUUUGAUCGAGAACAAGAGGCAGAUGCUUGUGGCUUCUAUUGUCUUCAUCAGCUUUGGAGUCGUGGCUGCAUUCUGCUGCGCUAUUGUAGAUGGAGUUUUUGCUGCCAGGCACAUUGACCUGAGGCCCUUGUAUGCAGGACGGUGCGACUACCUCUCCAGUGAGACUGCAUCUGAGCGAGAAGUGCCCUGCCAGACGUCGUCUCGCACGUCCUGCAACCUGCGCGUGAGAAGCAACACGUGUUACUGCUGCGACCUGUACAACUGUGGCAAAGAGCAUCCUCUCAUGGGACUUCAGAAUAGAGAUGGUUUGAAAAAAUUUAAGAAACCAUCCAUGAUUUGGAACCGUGUGGAAGUGGUAGGCGGAUACCACGAGUACACAGACGUGAAGAGCUGCCAAGACGUGGUGCACCUCUACCACCUGCUCUGGUCGGCCACCAUCCUCAACAUCGUGGCUCUCUUCCUGGGAAUCAUCACUGCUGCGGUGCUCGGGGGCUUUAAAGACAUGACCCCAGCUCAAACAUCAGAUAGUACAUCAGAACCGGAAGCCAUCACGGCGUCUGUCGACUCUGAUGCCCCACCGCGCACUAACUCCCACGUCAACUCCUACCGCAACUCUGCUCCCUGCCUGCCACCAUAUUCGGCCUAUGAUGCGCAGGGUUCCUAUAUGUUCGCCGACUCUUCCGGCUUGUCUGAUGACUCGCAAUCCGGAGCAAGUCACCUGUGGCCCACCUUGGUUCCUCCUCGCUACUCUCCACCUCACGAGCAUCCGGAUGACAAGCCACCACCGUACAGCCCCUAGAGGGCUCUAACAUCUCCACGUCUCUCGCCGGGAUCAAACUGUGGGACCUGAGAUGGAGGGAGACAACAUUGGAUACUAAACUUUUAAGUUGAAUGGAGCAAAAAGGUAGUCUGAACACUGCUUGCAUGCUUGGCCUGUACCGUUCAAGCCAAUCAAGGACGAGGCAACUUGUUUACAAUUGUUCUGCCUUAACGUAAACGGUCUUCCAACACUGCAGCAUUCUUUUCAGAUGUUUCCCGUGAAACGCAUUGCGAUGCUUUUAAUGCUUGUUUCUGUUCAACAAGCUGGUCCUUUCCUCAAGGUAAUGGUAGACAAUGACACCCGAAGUGUGUAACUAAGGCGCAGUCUACUUAGUAAAUUAGUAUUGGUGAUCAUUGCAGAAAAUCCUGCUUGAUGGAUUAAAUGUUUUAAAUGUUGUCUCAUCAGUUCCUGUUUUCCCUUUCUGGAGAAGCUUUUUUUUUUUUGCUAGCUGUGGGCUCACUUUUUUUAUUUAAACUACCAUCUCACUUGACCGUGAUGGGUGGUUUGAUGUGUACAGAAGUAAAGGUGGUUGUUUCCAAAAUAAAACUUAUUUAACCCUUU